Molecule: messenger RNA, 1221 nt
Organism: Mucor velutinosus
Lineage: Eukaryota; Fungi; Mucoromycota; Mucoromycetes; Mucorales; Mucoraceae
Exons: 4
Coding region: 1-1221 (406 amino acids)
Molecular function (GO): oxidoreductase activity
Source: RefSeq, a predicted model, not a curated record
AUGGAGACUACAUCGCAAACCCUACGCAGCUGGAUUUACGAAGCUGGUCCUGCUGCACUUACUCACGUUGACCAUCUACUUGAUAAGAUAAUAAAUCUGUUCAAAGAUGGAGGGGUACAGAAACAUAACAUACUCAUAUUAACAACAGCAGCAGCCAGUAUAGUCGCACUGUAUUUAGCUGCUGUUAGACGUUUGCGAUACAAGAAUAUCAACGCCAUUCGCGCAAAAUACCCCAAUCCUCAAGAUGUGCUGGACAAUAUCGAUAUCGCUCGAGAAAUUAAUGCUAUUACCACCAAAAAAGAGUUUCCUUUUCUCAGUCGAGAAGGCACAGAGCUGGCCUUAUUCAAAACUUUUACUAUACCUACCAUUUCAAGACUAUUGGUAGCUACAGGCGAAUUCAAAAAAGAUUGCACCCGCAGAGCAGAGGAUACCGAGCUUGUAUUGAUGGAGAUUACCGAUGCACAUGCCAGGAUUCAGAAGCAAGUUGCAAAAGACCCAAGUACACCUGAAGAAGACAUCAAAGCGCAAUGGCAGAGGUCUGACAUGGCAUUGAAAAGACUAAAUGAGUUGCAUGGGAAAUACAACAUCUUGAACGACGAUUACUUGUACACUUUAUCGUUGUUCAUCUAUGAACCUGUAUCGUGGAUCAAUCGCUAUGAAUGGAGAUCGCUCGAUGAGCGAGAGAUCAAUGCCUUGUUCCGCGUGUGGUAUGAUGUUGGUGUAGGCAUGAAUUUGCAGAAUAUUCCUGAUACACCAGCCAAAAUGCUUGCUUUUAAGAAUAAAUACGCUGAGGAGCACAUCACAUACGCUUCCAGCAAUUGGAAAUGCGGUGAGCCUACGUUCCGUCACUUACUAUCCAACAUGCCUGCAUUUUUGAGAGAACCCAUGUACAGCGUUGGCCUCCAUUUAUUGCCCUCUGUUUUGGAUAGCGCUGAUGCUAAAGCAUUUCAGCUGCCUGAAGAACAUGCGAUAUUGACAGCCAUAUUCAAAUCCGCCUUGCAUAUCCGAGCCUUUUUCAUUAGACAUUUCAUGCUGCCCAGAUCAACAUAUCUCAGUAGAACACCAUUUUAUCCAAACAAGGACGGAAAGUUUGUUCCUGAAUUCUUCUACUACAAGCCUCAUAUCUACAAGGAUGGUUACAGCAUUUCGGAAUUGGGCCCUGACAAGUUUAAAUCUGAGCAAGCAACUGGCACAACCUUAAAAUGUCCUGUCAUGCAUUAA